AUGAUUGACCGAUCGAGACCGCGGAGCUGGGACGACUCGCGCUUACCAACCAGGCGAAACUCCAUGUCGACCAUAUACGACGUCCCGAGACCAAACGUAAAGCCGGACCCAAGGCCCUCGCCGGACAGCCAGCACCCCAUGGUGAGCAGCCCCUUUGCGCCGUCCCUCGAGGCGCAGGACGAGAAGCAGCAGCACAAACACGGCCGCCACCACAAUGGCCACCUGGACGCCUACGACACCGACCGGCCGCGGCUCGGGUUCAAGCAGCGCCUUCACCACUUCACCUGGGCGUGGUACACGCUGCCCAUGAGCACGGGUGGCCUGGCUCUCCUCAUGUUUGCGCAGCCACACCAGUUCCCCGGGCUCAAGUCGGCGGGCCUGGCCGUCUACAUUGCCAACAUUGUCGUCUUUGCCACCAUCACGUCCCUCAUGGCGGCCCGCUUCGUCCUGCACCCGGGCGACAUGCUCAGGUCCGUCACCCACCCCCGCGAGGGCUUCUUCCUGCCGACCUUCUUCCUGGCCGUGGCGACGCUCAUCAGCGGGACGGACCGGUACGCCGUGCCCAAGGACGACGUGGCGCUCGUGUGGGCCGUCUCGGGCGCCUUCUGGGUCUACGUCGGGCUGACGCUGGCGCUGGCCGUCGGGCAGUACAGCUACGUCUUCGCCGCCCACAGCUUCGGCCUGCAGACCAUGAUGCCGACGUGGAUCCUGCCCAUCUUCCCCAUCAUGCUGUCGGGCACCAUUGCGUCCGUCAUUGCCGAGACCCAGCCGCAGGCCGCCGCCAUCCCCAUCAUCGUGGCCGGCCUGACCAGCCAGGGCCUGGGCUUCGCCGUCGCCGUCCUCAUGUACGCCCACAUGGUGGGCCGCCUCAUGCAGUCCGGCCUGCCGGACCGGGAGCACCGCCCCGGCCUGUUCAUGUGCGUGGGGCCCCCGGCCUUUACGGCCCUGGCCCUCAUCGGCAUGGCCAACGGCCUGCCCAACACGGUGGACCUGGACAUGGACGGCAACGACCUGGACUCGGGCAUCAUCCGCACCAUGGCCACCAUCACCGCCAUCUUUCUGUGGUCCGUCAGCUUCUGGUGGUUCGGCAUCGCGGCCAUUGCCGUCCUCCAGUCGCCCCCCAAGCACUUCCACCUCGGCUGGUGGGCCAUGGUCUUCCCCAACACGGGCUUCAUCCUGGCCACAAUCUCCAUCGGUCGACAGCUGAGAAACGACGCCGUCUUGUGGAUGGGGUCUGGCCUGAGCAUCUGUCUGCUCGGCAUGUACCUGUUUGUUCUGGGCAACCACAUCAAGGCCGUCGUCAAGCAAGACAUAAUGUAUCCUGGGCGAGACGAAGACGUCGAGGAUCAUUAA
Messenger RNA from Ustilaginoidea virens, 1353 nucleotides. RefSeq lists its product as uncharacterized. Gene Ontology annotation, molecular function: malate transmembrane transporter activity. Bases 1 to 1353 code for a protein of 450 amino acids. Gene Ontology annotation, biological process: malate transmembrane transport. The record is from RefSeq and is a predicted model, not a curated record. NCBI's taxonomy places the organism in Eukaryota, Fungi, Ascomycota, Sordariomycetes, Hypocreales, Clavicipitaceae. Gene Ontology annotation, cellular component: membrane. The transcript has a single exon.